Messenger RNA from Ctenopharyngodon idella (grass carp), 1951 nucleotides. RefSeq lists its product as uncharacterized. The transcript has 5 exons. The record is from RefSeq and is a predicted model, not a curated record. Lineage: Eukaryota; Metazoa; Chordata; Actinopteri; Cypriniformes; Xenocyprididae. Bases 439 to 1758 code for a protein of 439 amino acids.
UUAUUUUUCAUUCAGUAGUUCUUGUGUGUAUAUAAUGAUGAUAUAAAUUGAUGAUCAACAAUAUAGCAGAUCUCUAAGCUUAUUUCAUCCUUUACAGUUUAUGAGCACAACCUUAUCUCUUAAGAUAAACCCUCUUAAUGGCCCAUGUGGGUCAAAAAUGCAAACUGUGAAAAGGAAACUGAUUUGUCUUGGGUAGUAAUAGUUAAAGAAAAUCAAUAACAAGACUUUUUCUAAUUUACAGUAGGCAACAAUACAUUUUAAGAUCUAUCAUUUGUUCACUCAGUGAAAGUAUGAUAGAAGAGUAUAAUUUCAGUAACAAUAAACUGACUGAGAACUACAGAAAAUGUAUAGAUUGUCUUAUCAGUCCCCUGAUAAUGCCUGGUAAUAACACCAAGAUCAGUUCUUGCUGAUUUUCAUUCUGCUUAACAGUCUCUCAAGAUGAAGUCAGAACUUCUGCUGGUGUUGGCUUUGUCUCUCUGUGUGAGCACUAAACCCCUGUCCAUAAAGAAGACGUAUAAUAAAUUACUGCUGAUCUCUUUUGAUGGUUUCAGGUGGGAUUACGACCAAGAUGCGGACACACCAAAUCUGGAUAAGCUCGUUAAAGAAGGAGUGAAGGCAAAGUACAUCAAUCCCCCAGCGAUCACCAUGACAUCUCCAUCACAUUUUACUACUAUUACUGGGAGAUGGAUAGAGGAUCAUGGUGUUGUCCAUAACCUGAUGUUUAAUGAUACAACUGGCAUGAGAGUUCCCCAUAAGGGAACACUUAAAAGAUCAGAAUGGUGGGAUAAUGGUGCAUUGCCCCUGUGGAUAACAGCCCAGAAUCAGGGUCUGAAAACAGCAUCUUUUUACUAUCCUGGUGGAGGAGUAAAUUACAGUGGCCAAGCUGUGGAUCGUUCUCUGGUGGAAGAUCAUGGUUAUCCUGAUGACAACGAGACAGAGUGGCGACAGAAUAUAGACACUGUGAUGGGAUGGUUGACCAAAGAGGACUUUGACUUUGUUACUCUCUACUAUGGAGAACCAGAUAAUGUGGGUCAUGUUGUAGGCCCCGAAACCCCAGAGAGAAGAAAGAUCAUUGAACAGAUCGACCGCACUAUUGGCUACCUCAGGGAGGCAAUUCACAAGAAUGGUUUGACUGAUCAUCUCAAUGUCAUCCUGACCUCAGACCAUGGAAUGACCACUAUUAAAAAGGCCACUGAGGUUCAUGAGAUAAAACUUAGCAAUUACAUGAGUUUAAUAAAUUUAACCCGCUUUGACCUGCUCGACUAUGGUGGGUUUGGGAUGAUCACACCUAGGGAGGGCAAAGUACAGGAAGUUUAUGAUGCCCUGAAGAAUGCGCAUCCCAAUCUGACGGUCUAUAAGAAAGAAGAGAUUCCAGAACACUUUCACAUUGGUAAACAUGAGAGAAUUCAACCUAUAGUCCUUCUGGCAGACCUGGGGUUCAAUAUCAACUCUAGGAUCAUUUUGUAUAUCAACAAAGGAGAUCAUGGGUUCAGUAAUGAGGAAAUGGAUAUGAAAAUGAUCUUUCGAGCCUUUGGACCAGACUUUAAGAAUAAUUUCUUGGCUGAGCCAUUUGACAGUGUCAGCAUCUAUCCGUUGAUGUGUAAGCUGUUGGGUGUAGUUCCAGAAGCAAACAAUGGAAGUCUCAGUGACACCAAAGGCAUGCUUGUGGAUAACUUUGAUGUUGGUGGGAGCAGUGGAAGAAUCAAUGUGUCUUUUACCCUUCUGAUACUAAUGAUAGUUAUUUUAACCUUCAUUUGAAGAGAUUUACCAAACUACUUUUUCAUAGCAAUCAGCAAAUCCUGAAUGCAUUUAAACUACUAUAAUCACCUAAAUGAAUUAAAUUAAGAGUAUUGUUUUCUAAGUUUUAAAUUGAACUUUUUCCUUUCAUAUUUAUGUCAUUAUCAUAUUAUGUUUAUAUCAAGUCAAAUAAAACAAGUUUAUACUGAAAGUU